UCGUGGAUCCACUUUGACCUGGAUUGACUCGGGAACUUUAAACGUGUUUUAAAUAGAAACGUUAUUUUUUAAAUCAAUCAUACGGUUCUGUAUUGAAUAUAUAUAUCCUUUCAUUGACCAUUUCUGAAAACACUUGCUCGCAGACGACACGUGUGGAACAAUUAGACACAAAGUUAUCACCAUGUCUGUGGAAGCUGCCAUCAAGGAAAAGAUUAGCUCAAAGAAAGUCGUGAUUUACUCCAAAAGCUCAUGUCCAUUUUGUAAGAAGGCAAAACAAGUAUUCCAGAAGUAUAUAAAGAAAGGAACCUUGAAGAGAGAAGACUAUGAAGUCAUCGAGAUAGAGAACGACCCAAACUGUGUGGCCAUCCAGACUUAUAUGAUGAAGAAAACAGGAGCCAGAACGGUACCCCGAGUCUUUGUGAAGGGGAAAUUCAUUGGUGGCGGGGAUCAAGUGGUCGGCAAGGACUCUAGUGGGGAGCUCAAGAAACUGCUGGAGGAUCAAUAAUGAAGAAUUUAAGAUGUUAUAUGAUUUUGUUCAUUACAUGUAUUUUAAUUAGAAGUGUUUUACACUUUCAACAUUGUUCUAUAUGCCACUUACGUGUAUGAUUUGUGUUUUUUACAGACAUGGUUUGUUAGCUGUAAUAGUAAUUUGUGUAGCAGAAAAAAAGAGUGAAAAAUUUUCUAUUAAACCGCCUUUUCCGGUGUCAUUUGUAAAAUCUAGAAAACUUGAUUUAUACUUUGCCAGAUUAAGAAGGCAUCUUUGUGGCACUGGAUAAUGGUAUCGAUUCAAAGGCAUAAUUGCUAAAUGUUAUAAAUGAUUAAGGUUAUUCAUUGUUUAAUUAGUUAGAUAAUUGGCUAGGAGGAAUAAGCAUUCCUUGCAUGUUGACCAGUCACACCCUAUGUAUUGAUAAGGUAGAAGGAACUUUCCGUAGUUAAAAAGGCUUAACCAUUGCAAUUACCCAUUGGUAUGAACUACGAAACAAGCAAGCCAAAAUACGACCAAAAUGAUAGGUUAUAUUUGCUUACAAAGCUAUAAUAUCGAACAAAGACUUUAGGAAAUGUUGGCUUUAAGCGAGGUCAUUGAAAUUCAUAUACAUGUACAUCAACUUAUGUGUGUGUAGCCUGUCUCGGUUUAAAAUUGAUCGUACAUUUAGCACGUUCUUUAGACUUUGACAAGUUGCAUUAGGAGAUUUGUAAACACCAUAAGAAGUUGAUUGUUGGGAUAUUACUACAAAAAUAAAGAAAAUUGACGACUGGAAUGUUGAAGUCCUCUUGUUUUUCAAACAAUUUUAGUUGUUAGUUGGCUCUAAUCGUCUAUAUUCAGAAAAAAAUCUCUACAAAAAUGAUAUAACAGAAUCUAUGGUAUCAAGUUUACAGGGAUUUAUGGAAUCGACAUAUGAACAAAAGUUUUUGUACGUUUGUAAAUAACGAUUUUUGCAAUCAGAAUUCAAACUACAAAAAUAAGAUAGUUGCAAGAAAUACUACAUUAAGGCCCAAAACCUUGCGACGAAAAAGUGUCAACGUAAAG
This is a messenger RNA of Saccostrea cuccullata (small rock oyster), 1528 nucleotides long. RefSeq lists its product as uncharacterized. Gene Ontology annotation, molecular function: glutathione disulfide oxidoreductase activity. The record is from RefSeq and is a predicted model, not a curated record. The coding region runs from base 182 to 505 and encodes 107 amino acids. Gene Ontology annotation, biological process: cellular response to oxidative stress. Lineage: Eukaryota; Metazoa; Mollusca; Bivalvia; Ostreida; Ostreidae. The transcript has 2 exons. Gene Ontology annotation, cellular component: cytoplasm.